Messenger RNA from Pelagomonas calceolata, 1166 nucleotides. The record is from the annotation of a GenBank genome assembly. Lineage: Eukaryota; Pelagophyceae; Pelagomonadales; Pelagomonadaceae.
UCAGAACUGAGAGCACAUGACAGCUUUGUGUCACCUGUGCUCCACCCCAUCGGCGCGACCGCAGCCAAAAAGUAGCCAGAACCUCCUCUAACGAGCACCGCCUCUAAACGUGCAACGCCAGAUCCCCGUCGAAGGACCUUGCACAGCAUACACAAGCGCUCCUCAUGUCUGUGACACUCAACCAGCAGGCCAUGGAGCACGCCAUGGCCUCGAGACCGGCCAUCACGGACCCCGUAGCGCCCAGUGCCCGCGCUGGCUUUCAAUUUGCGCGUUUUGCGGCGAUGGCGUGGAGGUCGGCCGCCGCACGCGAAGGCGCCGCCCCGCUCCUCCUGAAUAUUUGAGACGGCUCGGACGCCCUCGACGCGAGAAAAACCGCGCAGGUCUUCCCGAACAAGGACCGCGGCGGCCCCAAGAUCACCUUCGUCUCGCGGCCGCGCGCGAACGUCGUCGCACCCGUCAACAUGGGCAGCCCGGCCAAGCGCAAGUCGCCGGGCGUCCUGCCCGUCACGCCCGACUCUAGACCCGCGGACUGCAUCAUGCCGCCUCCGUUAGAACUCGACGAGUGCGGCUCGCCCAAGCGCAUCCGCUUCUACUCGUCCCUAAGUUCCGUGCGCGAGCACGGCGGCUGCACAAAAUGUGGUGGAGACACGAUCAAGUGUAGAGGCCACGCCUUCGACCGUAGUGAUCUGGACUACUUCGAGCCCUGCGCCGGCCGCGUCUGCCUCGAGUGCGACGCGCCCGAAUGCGGCACGUGCGCGCAGCCGAUGCCCCUGCCCUUCUGCAGGGCCUGCGUCGAGAUGGUCGUCUACGAGAGCGGCAGCUUCGUCGCCGACAAGCCCGAGUACGCCCAGUACCUGUGCAAGGGCGGCGGCGACGACUGCUGCUGCAACGCGCUCGUCUGCGACGACUGCCACGACAAGACGACGGGCACGCGCACGGCGGCCUACGCGAGCGCCCUCAAGGCGACGCGCGCCUCGGCCCUCAAGGAGAACCCGCUCAAGUACGUCGUCCAGGAGGCCGUCACGGCGAAGACGCGGCUCUGCGAGGACUGCGUCGAGCGCCUCGAGGCCCUCGGCCAGGACGAGUAGAUCUGACCCGGCUGUCCCAUUUCCCCCUUUUGGUUGGUCCCCCCGCGCGCGAGGCGGGCUAAUACUCUCUUGUUUGCA